Molecule: messenger RNA, 2385 nt
Organism: Knipowitschia caucasica
Lineage: Eukaryota; Metazoa; Chordata; Actinopteri; Gobiiformes; Gobiidae
Source: the annotation of a GenBank genome assembly
AUGCAGUCCGGUGGCCUGCUGGAGCUGCAGCAGCAGGUGGAGUCACUGCUCGGGACUCUGGUGAAGGCGGCCGCGGUGGAGUUGACCAAACUGUUCGAGAGCACGUACCUCUCUACGGCUGCAAACACGGGCCGCAGGGACCUCAGUAGCGGAAGUGUGAAGGCAUGUAACCCGUUAAAGGUCUCCGAGGGUAAACAAAGUGUGGGCGUACAAGUGAACGUGGUGGAUUGUACAUCGACCGCGCGACCUGACCCCUUCUUGUGCUUAGAUGACUCUGGUUUUAAAGUGGACGGGCUCACGCCUUCAGGGUUUCUCCUUACAGAGGAGGAUGAAGCCCCCAUAGACCCCCUCUGGUCAGCCGUGAAUACACUGCAGGAUGGUGUUGAUCCUGGGGAUUUGCUGCAGAGUUUACUUGAAAUAGACACUAUACCGCCAAGUCAAUCCCAGGGAGAAUCAUACAUGAAAAAUGAACAUUCAGAAGAACACAACGUGUCUACUGACAAACACCUUGAAAGUCCACAGCGGCCUUCUACUAAGAAGAAGAAGUAUGUGAUCCAACCUAGUGUAAGUGACGGCACAAUGAACCAGACCAAGUUUGUUUGCCCAAUAAUCCUCAAGACCCAGUCUCCAAAAGCAGAAGUUCAGAGCCCUGAGCAGUCUAGUCAAGCUGAACCUCAACAAGGCAACGUGAGCACAGCUAAAGGCAAAGCUUACAGCCCGUCUGUGUUUGAUGGGACCAUUACCCCGGCUCAUGCAGGUGUGUCUCAGAAGAACCAGCAUGUGAUAAAGAUGAACUCUCUGGAUUUGAAAUUGCUAACGCCAUGUGCAGUGCCACUGGUUGAUGUGCUGUCUGUGCCUCUGGACUUUCCUAAGGAUGCCGUCAUGAAUCGCCUCUUGAUCACUAAAUGCCUGGAGACCAUUAUGGCAAACCCUGGAGAGAACGAGAGGCUUCAGCUGGCUCUGUUGUUGACUUGCCCGGUGUGCCAGGACAUCUUUACGGACCCACGCCAGCUGCCCUGUGGCCACAGCCUUUGCCUCGCCUGUGUGCAGCGGAUGAUCGACCACACCUCAGGAGUCCCUUUCCGCUGCCCAGACUGCAGAGCCUAUUUUGGACCGGUGAUAGAGGUCCAAAACAACUACACUCUGUCUGGUAUUGCAGAAGAGUACAAGGGGAGAAAUCAGGAAAUCAAAGAGGAGGUGAAGGUUUUCUGUGACUGCUGUCCUGGGAACACCACUCUUGCUUCUAAAACAUGUCUGAAGUGUGAGGUGUCUCUGUGCCCCACUCACCUUCGGUCUCACCAGGAGCUGCCGGUUUACACGGGGCACGCCUUGGUCGAGCCUCUGAGUGACCUCCACCAACGCAAAUGCCCCCAACACGACGACCAGGUGCUGAGCUACUACUGCCGCGUGACGGGCCGCUACAUCUGCAACCUGUGCUCCCUCAAGACCAAGCAGACAGACCUGGCAACGCAUGCCUGCAACGUGAUGAAGGCCGAGCUCACUCAAUACAUGGACGGACAACUUAAAGUUCUUCAGGAAAAGCUGUCAGAAUCUACUGCCUCCGUGAAUAAGCUCCAAGGAGAAAUCAAUGAAGAAAGGAAGAGAAUGAACUCUUUCGACUCUUGCUUUAAUAGCGUCACCAUCGUCCUACUGUGUUUGUGGUUCAUAGUUCUGUAUUAUGCUUACAAUUACUCUUCAGAGAACCAGAAACUACACGACAAGUGGGAGAAGCAGGAGAAACAUGUGCAGAAAAUGUACACCACAAUAGCAGAUCUGAAGCUGGACCAGGAGUAUUCAUGCAGAUGGCAAACUCCAGUGAACAGUCUUGAUGAAGAGAGCCUGAUGCUGGACCUGGAUAGUGUGAGUCCGUUCCUCAAAGUGUCUGAGGAUCUGCAGACCGUGCAGCGAGUAAAAACCCGGCUGGAGUAUCCCAACAGCCGACAGCGCUUCACAGAGGUCCCCCAGGUCAUCUCCUCCCACUGCUUCAGCUCCGGCACACACGUUUGGGAGGUGGAGGUCAGCGGCUACUGGGAGAUCGCUGUAACUUUCAAGAGCAUUCAGCGCAAAGUCAAAGAGACCAGUUCGUUUGGAAGCAACGCAAAGUCGUGGAGCCUCACACACACGGAUAAAGGCAAACUGUACGUGCUUCACAACAAAGAGAAAACUGCUCUGGAGAAAAGUCUGAGGUCGAGCCGGAUAGCGGUGGCUGUGAGUUUCGUGAGAGGGACCAUCGCCUUCAGCUCGGAGGGAGGCGCGGGGACCAAGCUGUACGAGUUCAGUGAGACUCAGCUGACGGAGCCCCUGUGCCUCGGGAUCGGAUUGUACAGAGCCGACCUCUCCAGCUCUGCCUCCAUCGUGAAGGCGUUCAAGAUCAAAGAAACAUAA